Anopheles marshallii is the source of this 2568-nucleotide messenger RNA. RefSeq lists its product as uncharacterized. The transcript has 3 exons. The record is from RefSeq and is a predicted model, not a curated record. Bases 1 to 2568 code for a protein of 855 amino acids. NCBI's taxonomy places the organism in Eukaryota, Metazoa, Arthropoda, Insecta, Diptera, Culicidae.
AUGACCUCGUCCACUAGUGCUGAUGCCAGUGUGCCGGAAUGGAUGACAAAGGAGUACUUUGUGGAUGCUAUUGCGGUGAAGUUGGAUCUUCCGGAAAAUGCCUUCACUAUCACCGAUCUCGAUAUUCGGAAGGCUACGGAGGCUGGUGAUAAUUAUGCGUCCAUUCUCUACCGUGUGCGUGUGUCGGUUCGUGUGCAUGAUGGUGAUAGUCAAAUGGACGUUUCGUUGAUUGUGAAAGCUCUCCCAAAACUCGGACUGUCCGAUGAGAUGAUAAAAAUGAUGAACCUGUUCCCAAAAGAGAUGGCCAUGUACACGGACAUACUACCCGCCCUGGAAGGGAUGUACCAUGCGCGUGGUCGAACGAGUGUGUCAUUUGGGCCACGCUGUCUGAAGCACAGCACCGAACCGACCGAUGUGAUUGUGAUGGAAGAUUUGCGCGAACGGCAGUUUACGAUGGCCAAUCGACGGCAGGGUGUGGACAUGCAGCACACCCAACUUGUGCUGCGCCGAAUGGCACAGUUCCAUGCUGCUUCCGUUGUUUUGCAGCAGCAACGUGGCCCGUACGGAGAACUGUUUAAGGAGGGAAUGUUUAAGGAGGCAGGACGCGCAAUGACCGAACAGUUUCAGAAAGGGCAAGCCGAUUUCUUUCAAAAGAUGAUGGGCGGAUGGUCGGAAAAAGAAGCGUUCUACGCCAAUCUGAUGAAACACUGGGGUAUGGAUUUGUUCGAUUCCCUCUUGCUUAUCACCCGGGCCGAUCCAGCUGGAUUCAACGUACUUAAUCACGGUGACAUGUGGUGCAAUAAUGUUCUGUUUCACUACAAAGAAGAUGGCGAUCCGAACGAUACCUUACUGAUUGACUAUCAGCUCAGCUUCUGGUCCUCACCGGCGCACGACCUGCUCUACUUCAUCCUGACUUCCGUUAACGGCGAUUUGAAGCUAUCACAGAUGAACUACAUGAUUCAAUACUACCACGAGCAACUCGUUUACAGCUUUAAUUUCCUCGGGUACAAUGGCAAGAUCCCACUGCUGAAAGAACUGCACUCGGAUAUAACAAGGCAUCACCUGUUCGGUUUAAUGGUAUGUUUCUCGAUUCUGCCCAUUUGCUUGAUGGAGAAAACGGACGAUGCGUCGAUGGAUUUGAUGCUGGAUCAGGGCGACGCCGGAGUUGCCUUUAAGCUGAAAAUGUACAACAAUCCUGUUUAUGUCAAACAAAUGGGACAAAUCUUGGACUUCUUCUACGACAGAGGAGUGUUUGAUCUACUGCAGAUCGGUACCCAACGAGCGGCGCGGAUUGAAUGUGAUCCGUCGCUGGAACUACCGCUGUGGUUGGACCAAGAGUUUAUUGAGCACAUCGUAGAUUCCAAAUUCGGUAUUGACGAGAAGAAUAAGCGCAUCGUUCGUAGUGUAUACGUAAAAAAUGCUGCUAAGAAGGGCGAUAGUUACGCAUCUGCGCUGUACUCGGCCAAGGUGAGUCUGCUCUGGAAGGAUGCAGACACGGAGGAGACACUAUCGCUCAUCAUCAAAGCACCUCCAAAGGGCAUUGCGGCAUCUUACACACUGGACAAGGAUAUGUACGUGAGAGAGCUUCAUCUCUACCAACACCUCAUACCCGCCUUCGAAGCACUGUACCACAGCAAGGGAGUAUCGGUAAAGCUUGGACCACGCCACUAUACAACACGUGUUGGACUACCGGUGGACGUGAUCGUACUGGAAGAUUUGACGAUUAGCGGGUUCCGCAUGGCUAAUAGACAGGAAGGUUUAGAUAAAGCUCACGUUGAGGCAGUACUCGACCAUCUGGCACUGUUCCAUGCUGCAUCAGCCGUGUAUUGCGAGUCCGGGAAUACCCUGCCAAAGGAACUGGCCGAGUCAAGCUCGGACCGGGAAAUGGCGUCUAAAACAGAUGCGAUGUUUGCUCCCUCACUGGACAGUUUGUUCAAGUAUAUGAGAGAGUGGGAGUUCGCUGCAGAGUUCGUCGACGAUCUGGAGACCGUUUCCAGGCAGAUCUACACAUUGCUGGUAGACACUUGGACCAUCGACGUGAAUGGGUUCAAUGUACUGAAUCAUGGCGACGCGUGGCUGAACAAUAUUCUUUUUUCAUAUGACGACGAGACGGUGAAACGUGUGGCGAUGGUCGAUUACCAGUUUCCAUCGUGGGGCUCACCUGUGUUCGAUCUAAUCCACUUCCUGUUUUCCUCUGUGCGGGGAGAUCUGAAGCUUUCGAAGCAGGCAUACUUUUUGCGAUACUACCAGGAACGUCUGGUCCAUAACUUAGUGCUGCUCGGUUACCGCAAACGGUUGCCAACGCUGCAACAGCUCCACAUCGAUUUUAACGAUCGUCUAAGUGCGGCCAUCAAAACUACCGUCAUUGAUCUUCCGUACGUGUUGGCAGAUCCGAGUGAAGACGCCUCCCAGGAAGCGGCCAUCGUGCAGACCGAAGCUGGACAAAGGUUUCAAAAGCUACUCUUCGAUAACGAUCGUUUUAAGCAACAUAUGAAGGAGCUGUUGCCCUAUUUCCGAUCACGUGGAUUGCUGACGCCACUAGCGGCUAAUUGUAGGCAGGACCAGUAA